Messenger RNA from Quercus robur (English oak), 1823 nucleotides. Its product is annotated as phytolongin Phyl1.1-like. The coding region runs from base 666 to 1487 and encodes 273 amino acids. The transcript has 2 exons. Gene Ontology annotation, cellular component: membrane. The record is from RefSeq and is a predicted model, not a curated record. NCBI's taxonomy places the organism in Eukaryota, Viridiplantae, Streptophyta, Magnoliopsida, Fagales, Fagaceae.
UCUCUCAUCCUUUAUAAACACUUUUUACAUUCUAACUCUCUCUCUCUCUCUCUCUCUCUCUGCCUCCUCAAUCAAUGUAUCUCUUCUUUCUUUCUUUCUUUCUAUCAUCUCCUACCAUUCAUAAAUUUUCAGGAGCUUCUGCUUUUUUAAGAAUUAAAGUUUACAGAGUAUAUGCCAUGGCAGAGUAGUUUGUUGGUUGUUCAUAUGGGGGUAUUUCUGAUUUCUGAAAAAGCCUAGGCAGGAAUGAGGGACUUCUUUCUGGAUUUUGAAUACUUUGCUGAGGGACUAUGUUGGUAUUUAGUGGACACUUUUGACCUUGUAGUGGAGGAAUUACUUGCAUUUUGUUUGGCUUUUGCCUCUUUAGCUGAGGAGUUUAUUGGGUUCUUAUUUUGCCAAAUCUUGAUUGCUUAGAUUGUUCAGAAUCCUACAUUCAAUAGAGGCAAAAGAAAGGUUUAGCAGAGUCCUAUGUUCAAAGUUUAAUUUUUGAUGAGAAUGCUUAAUGUGUGGUAAAGUCAAGUGGGUGUUAAAGAUCUGAUCCGGAAAGAAAAGAAGGAUAAUUGAGAGUGAUCGAAAGAAAAGAAGGAUAAUUGAGAGUGUCUUUGAUCAUUAUAAGUGUUGGUGUUUAACUAGAAUUGGCAGCUUUCCUAAGUUGGAGUUUUAUCACCAUGGUCAUGGAUACGAUUCAGAAUACGGUUCACUAUUGUUGUGUUUCAAGGGGUAGCAGGAUUUUGUACACUCAUAGCAGUGGAGACCGUGAAAUUGAAAAUUUGGCUGCUUUGUGCUUGGAAAGGGCUCCCCCAUUCCACCGUUGGUAUUUCGAGACAGCACGCAAAAGGACUUUUGGAUUUUUUAUGGAAGAUGGCUAUGUUUAUUUUGCAAUUGUCGAUGAGGGUGUGGGUAACUCCAGCAUUCUUCAAUUUCUAGAGCAUGUGAGAGAAGAAUUCAAGAAGAUAGCUAGAAAAGGUUCAAGAGGAAGUUUUUCAAGUAUGAACUCAAUUGGUCUACAAGAACAAUUAGUGCCUAUCAUCCGCCGCUUGAUCAACUCGUUGGACAAUGUUUCUCAAAAUGGCAAUGACUGGAUAGCUGAAACAGGUUUGUCUCCAUCCCCAAGUGAUGCAAAUGGCCAAAUUGAAGCCACUAGUUCUACAAAAGCCCCCUUGUUGGGAAAAUCUAGCAAGCAAGAGAAGAAGGCAAAGGAUCAUGUGAUUGCAAUGAGAGACAUCGAGUCGGAGGGGCAUCGAAGAUCUACAGAUAGAGGAGUCAAAGCUGAUUUGGAAACUCCAGAUUCUAAUAAUCAAGUUGGAGUUGGUUCCUCGGCCUCAUUACAGAAGGAUUUGGGUUCAAUGAGGUUCAGAUCAAGCUCUCAAAUUGUCCGAAAGAAAUGGUGGCGCCAAGUACGAAUUAUUCUUGCCAUUGACGCGGCUGUUUGUUUGUUACUUUUUGUGAUCUGGUUAUGCAUCUGUCAUGGUAUUUCAUGUAUCAGUUGAAAGAUUUGUCAUUUCUGUUGGACUUUAAACACAAUAAUGGUUCCAAAUCUUAUGGAAAUUUGCAUUGCAAUCCAAAUUCCUUGAAAGAUACCUUCUGCAGUGUAGUGAAAGCCACAUCCCAACCUUAUCGAAGAGAUUAAAUUGUAUAUCUUAAGUGUAUAGUUUAAUAGCUUUUGCAUAUGUAUAUGAAAUAUUCAUAAGAUUAUCUAGUUCUUGGCAUUAGAGAUUCUAUAUUGUUGUAUCAGGGACACCAGAAAAUUCAUGCUAGUAAGUGUAAAAUGGGGUUUGGGGGUGUUUCCACUUUUCAGAGAGUAUUGGACUGUUGGUUAUGGUUAA